AUGCGCAACGGUCCUGAGCGUGAUGGAUUGGUUGAAGAUCAGAACAGAGCGAAGAGCCAGGACAAGGUGAACAGACAUGUCGAAAAUCGAGAACAGUUGGGUCAGGGUGAUGAGCCAGGACAAGUUGAAGAGCCAGAACUGUUGGAGCAACUGCUACAAGUCAGUGAUGACGAUGCACCUGCACAUGCUCUGGUCGACAGCGAAAUCAUUCGCGACCAUGAUCAGGAUCCAUGGGUGUUUCUCGUGGAGUACGCUGAUUUUCAAUGGGACUUUCAAUGGGACGAUUUGGACUUGGGAGGCGAGAAUGAUAUUGAAGAAGCGCCAGCUGUCGAAACUGCUGUUGAGGACACGUCGAGAAGCGAUGCAGCGGACGACACGACCAUGCCGAAUCGACACCCACGAGAGGGGUGA
Phytophthora nicotianae INRA-310 is the source of this 411-nucleotide messenger RNA. RefSeq lists its product as hypothetical. Bases 1 to 411 code for a protein of 136 amino acids. The record is from RefSeq and is a predicted model, not a curated record. The transcript has 2 exons. NCBI's taxonomy places the organism in Eukaryota, Oomycota, Peronosporomycetes, Peronosporales, Peronosporaceae.